Messenger RNA from Hordeum vulgare subsp. vulgare (domesticated barley), 492 nucleotides. RefSeq lists its product as uncharacterized. Bases 1 to 492 code for a protein of 163 amino acids. The transcript has 2 exons. NCBI's taxonomy places the organism in Eukaryota, Viridiplantae, Streptophyta, Magnoliopsida, Poales, Poaceae. The record is from RefSeq and is a predicted model, not a curated record.
AUGGAGGUCAAUAAGGGACGAAAGAUCACCCAAAUUGGAGGAGAUGAAUGGGAUUGUUUCAUUGCCAGCAUGCAUCUUACUGUUGGUGAAUUGAUCAGCUUCUCCUUCAGAAGAAAAACUUCAAGGCUUGUUGUUAUUCUUCUCAACUAUGAGGAAGAAGAUGAUGGCCCACUUGAUGAAGCAGUCUUUGCCCAAAGAAUGACGAGGCUGACCGAGGAUGAAACUGACACGCUUUGGGAAAAACUUCUGCCACGUGAUGCCUAUGUCGGGAUGCCAUUCGUGACCCGCUUGACAUUGACGAAUGUUAACAGCCAUGUCAUAAAAUUACUUAAGAGUCUAUGUGUGAGUGGUGGCAUCGAACAAGAUGAAGAAGGCAUUUCUAGACUACGCCUUACUACAAGGGGCUCUGUCACCACCCGUGUUUAUGCAGUGCACACGGACAGGCGCACUAUCUUCGGUGUGGCUGGUGGAGCAAUUUCCCGCUGGCAAUAA